Eptesicus fuscus (big brown bat) is the source of this 3887-nucleotide messenger RNA. It is a transcript of the gene SNAP23, whose product is annotated as synaptosome associated protein 23. Lineage: Eukaryota; Metazoa; Chordata; Mammalia; Chiroptera; Vespertilionidae. Gene Ontology annotation, molecular function: SNAP receptor activity; syntaxin-1 binding. Bases 136 to 771 code for a protein of 211 amino acids. Gene Ontology annotation, biological process: synaptic vesicle priming; exocytosis; synaptic vesicle fusion to presynaptic active zone membrane. Gene Ontology annotation, cellular component: synaptobrevin 2-SNAP-25-syntaxin-1a-complexin I complex; plasma membrane. The record is from RefSeq and is a predicted model, not a curated record. The transcript has 8 exons.
AAGAAUUGCUCUACCUAUAAACUCGGGGCCAUAAUCCAAGGAAAAGCUUAUAGAAUCUGCUGUUGGUGAACAUCAAGGUAACAUCAAGAAUAUCUACAUUUCAGUGCCUGUGCCUAUCAGGAGUUUUAAUUCAUCAUGGAUAAUCUGUCAUCAGAAGAAAUUCAGUUGAGGGCUCACCAGGUUACUGAUGAGUCUCUGGAAAGUACAAGGAGAAUCCUGGGUUUAGCCAUUGAGUCUCAGGAUGCAGGAAUUAAGACUAUCACUAUGCUGGAUGAACAAGGGGAACAACUAAACCGCAUAGAAGAAGGCAUGGACCAAAUAAAUAAAGAUAUGAAAGAGGCAGAGAAGACUUUAACAGAACUCAACAAGUGCUGUGGUCUUUGUGUCUGCCCAUGUAAUAGGACAAAGAACUUUGAGUCUGGUAAGGCCUAUAAGACAACAUGGGGAGAUGGCGGAGACAACUCUUCUAGCAAGGUAGUAUCUAAGCAGCCAGGCCGAGUAACAAAUGGUCAGCCUCAGCAAGCAGCCACAGGAGCAGCCAGUGAUGGAUACAUUAAACGUAUAACAAAUGAUGCCAGAGAAGAUGAAAUGGAAGAAAACCUGAGUCAAGUGGGCAGUAUCCUAGGAAAUCUAAAACACAUGGCCCUGGACAUGGGCAAUGAGAUUGAGGCUCAGAAUCGACAAAUAGACCGGAUCACAGAAAAGGCUGACACCAACAAAGAUCGUAUUGAAGGUGCCAAUGCCAGAGCAAAGAAACUCAUUGACAGCUAAAGUACUGCUGUACUUCUUUACCAUUUAUUCACUUAUCUAGCUCUUCCUGCAGAGUCAUUGCCUUUUCAGAGUUUGAAAUUUUGGUUCCACACUCUUCUAAUCAGGAGAUAAUGUGGAAGAGGGGCAAGGGGUAACAGCCCCCGUUUUUUAUUUUCUCUUUUUUUCCUUGAGGGUAGACUGCUGUUCAUCCUUCCAAUAUUUUCUUUCUCAGUUUAUACUCCUAGCUUGGUUUUUAUACAUCAUAUAUAGCGUUGUUUUUCACCCUCUUCAUUUACUGAAGUAGGUUCUUCUGCUUUCAUGAUUUGGAAGCAUAGCCAAAGACAGCCAUGAAAUAGGAAGCUGGGGGCAGGGGUGGGGGAGUGCAAGGAGGAGAAGCAAGAGAUAAGAGGUUGUUACCUCAGUAAAACCUUCAGGCCACAAAGCAAUAAGUUGCAUAGCCACAGUAAAGAUCUAGUUGGGUUUAGAUUUUAAGUUGCAGUUAUUGCCAAUUUAGACUAUUACUUGGUUUUGGAGCUUUUAUAUACAAUAUUUUUGUUAUACAUCACAAGUUUGCAACCUCAGCUUCAAAAAAGAAUAGGAUGAGUUUUCUUAGAGUGAGUUUAAUUCCUGAACUCUUGAUGAUUCAUGUAUGUACAUAGAGUCUGUGAUCACAUUUCAUAUUGCACCAUACAGGAACACUUUAUACAAAUGAAUGGCUUUUUAUUUUCAUAUUAUUAGUAUCAUGGUUCUAAUUCAAGCCUAUUAACCUCAGAAGUUUGUCAUUCGUCUUUGAAGAAAAAUAUUUAAAUAUGUAUUGUAACAUGAGAAUUUCUGUCUAAAGCAGGGCUUAACAUUUUGGGGGAAUGUUUGACAAAAUAUUUCACAUGAUUUCAGAUUUACCUCAAUGCCAAGAAUUAUGUUUAGAUAGGAAAAUAUAAAUUUGUUUUGAUCUCAGGUAGAAAAAUCAUUAGAUUACUUUGAGUUUUAUGUAGAUUUAGACUUUUGAAAAGCUAGAAUUCUGUUUAACUAAAAUUGAUUUGGAAAAUUAUGCCUUUGUUUUUAUUAUUGAUGAUUGCACUAUCAUUCUUUUAGCCUUGUGUAUUGAACUAUGUUCAGAAUCACACUUGUUUAGAUCCUGAACAGUGUUAUAAGAAUCUGAUUGGUAUUUGUCACCUUUGUUUAAAAGCUGGCACCUGUACACAUCAAAACUAUUAAUGUGGUUUGGUUUGACCAAUAACCACUGCUUGAUCCUUACAAUUAAAUUUUGUAACUGAUGGAAUUGUUCUUUCAAAAUAGGUGUUUUUCUGUGAAUUUUUUAGAGCAGGGGGUGGGGGGUGGGGUGAGAGAGAAACCAUUUAUUUCAUCAGCUCUUAUGUAACAAAUUGAGUAAAGGAAAGGUCCAUAAAUCAAGAGGCACUCCCAAUAGAAAGCAUCUUUACCAUUUUUACUGGAAGUACUGAUAGGACUUUCCAUUCUAUGAUUUGUCAUGAGGUACAUUUUAAUCAUUACUAGUCUUUUACUCAUUUGAGCUUCAAUACACUAAUGACUGAAAGGAUAGUUUUUAUGAGAGAACUACAACCCACUUGAGAAGAUACAGUGGCCCUAGUCCAGUGGUCGGCAAACUCAUUAGUCAACAGAGCCAAAUAUCAACAGUACAACGAUUGAAAUUUCUUUUGAGAGCCAAAUUUUUUAAACUUAAACUUCUUCUAGCGCCACUUCUUCAAAAUAGACUCGCCCAGGCCGUGGUAUUUUGUGGAAGAGCCACACUCAAGGGGCCAAAGAGCCGCAUGUGGCUCUCGAGCUGCAGUUUGCCGACCACGGCCCUAGUCGGUUUGGCUCAGUGGAUAGAGCGCUGGCCUGUGGACUAAAGGGUCCCAGGUUCAAUUCCAGUCAAGGGUAUGUACCUCGGUUGCAGACUCAAUCCGUGGUCCUGGUGGGGCAUGUGCAGGAGACAACCAAUCGAUGUGUCUCAUGGAUGUUUCUGUCUCUCCCCCUUCCUUCCUCUCUCUAGAAAUCAAUGGAAAAAUAUCCUCAGGUGAGGAUUAAAAAAGAGAGAGAAGAUACAGUUAACAUGGGAAUGAAGAGGAAAAUAAUUUAAAGUGAGAUUAAUUUAGACCCUCUGUAUUAGAAAUGCUCCAUGAUGAAGAGAGUAGUUUGGCAGGUGCUGGAACAUGUGUAAAGUAAGAAGGUAUAAAACACCGGGGAUUGUGCUAUACCUAAAUGUCCUUCCUAAAAGCAUUUAUUUUUUUUUAACAAUAAGCUCUCCAUAUUUUCAGUCUUAUCCCAUAUGGUCAUGCCUUUUUUCUUCAGUUUUAAUUCAUCCUUUAUUACCACUUCAACCCUAGAUAUUUUCAUAUCAUGUGUGGAUUGUGAAUAUUCCCUUAAAUUUCUAUUUCCCAGACAUCGUAUACUGAAUAGUACUUAGAAUUAGUUUCUAUUUGUUUCUUUUAAUGCUGUUUCCUUUUUUGUUAAUCCUCACCUGAGGAUAUUUUUUCCAUUGAUUUUUAGAGAGAGUGGAAGGGAGGAAAGGAGGUGGGAGGGAGAAACAUCAAUGUGAGCAAGAUACAUCAAUUGGUUGCCUCCUGCAACCCAGAUACGUGCCCUUGACCAGGAAUCAAACCAGUGACCCUUCAUUGCUGGGGCCAACGCUCUAAACACAGCAAUGCUGACCAGAGCUGCUUUUUAAAAAAGUAUUAUUGAUUUUUAGAGAGAGAGGAAGGAAGAGGGAGAGAGAGAGAAUGAACAUCAAUAUGAGAGCAAAACAUCCAUUGGCUGCCUCAUGGACAACCUCUACUGGAGAUUGAGCCUGAAACCCCAGCAUGUGCCCCGACUGGGAACCAAACCGGCAACCUGUUAGUGCACGAGACAAUGCCUAAACCACUGAGCCACACCGGUGGGGCGUGUGCAGGAGACAACCAACUGAUGUGUCUAUUUUCUUCAGGUCACUCUCUUACUAGAAUAUUAAGUUACCCCAAAUACAUUCUUCGUCAGAUUUAUAUUUCUCAGAUUGAUAUCCAAGUUCCUUAUUCUCCUUUUUAACUUGUAUCUGAUCAGAGCUUUCCAUUUCUGUACAACUUGCUAAAUUCUAUUUUAAUACCUUACAAAUGAAAUAAAUGGCACCACUUAUUAAAUGCUUA